Molecule: messenger RNA, 1077 nt
Organism: Astyanax mexicanus (Mexican tetra)
Lineage: Eukaryota; Metazoa; Chordata; Actinopteri; Characiformes; Acestrorhamphidae
Product: GTPase IMAP family member 9-like
Exons: 2
Coding region: 1-981 (326 amino acids)
Molecular function (GO): GTP binding
Source: RefSeq, a predicted model, not a curated record
AUGUACCACGUUAGCACGGAGGGCAUUCCGCGCGCUUUCCCGGAGCUGAAGAUUUCACGGAUCGGGUCAGGAAACCACACUCAGCCUUGUGAUGUCCGGCUUCCCCACAGUAUAGACACAGCUGGAAACGGAUGCGGCGUUGAUGUUUCACUGCAGACAACCUGGACCUCUGGAGAUGGCGAAGUUUUCCCGGAGCAGGGAGUAGAGACGGGAAGCUGUACCACAGGAGAGCAUUCUUAUGAUGCUGAAUUAUUUCUAAAUGUUCCUCUUCUGUAUCUAGGGCCUGCGCUGAGGAUGGUUCUGCUGGGGAAGAACAGCUCAGAGAUCAGCAGAGUGGAGAACUUCAUCCUGUGCAGAGAUGCAUUUAAUACUGAAGCUCCUCCUCCUUCAGUAAAGCAGCACAGUAAGAGAUCUGGAGGAUCGGUGGAGGGACGAAACAUCACCCUCAUCAACACACCUCACCUGUUUGAUCCUCAGCUCUCUGCAGAGGAGCUGAAUAAGAGAGUGAGAGAGUGCAUGACUCUGUGUUCUCCUGGACCUCAUGUUCUAAUGCUGGUUCUACAUCCAGAUGAUUUCACAGAGACAGACAGACACAGACUGAAUUAUAUCUUACUUUAUCUGUCUGAGGAGCCUCGUGAACACAUCCUGGUGGUGACAACACAAACACUGCAAUCAGGCUCCAGAGAACAAGAGCAAGCUGAAGAAAUCAUCUCUCAUAACAUCAUCACUGAAUGGAGUAAAAAGUACUUCAAGUUUAACAGAAACAGCAAAGCUUGUGCUCUAAUAGAAAUGUUGGAGACAAUGGUCAUAGAGAAUGAAUGGAGUUACCUUCAGUGGGAGGAAUACGAGGCUCCAACUGCAAGCCAACAAUAUGAACAAACAACAGCACAGAAAGAGUCUGAAAAAACAGAGAAGUGUCAGAAAACCCCUUCAGUAAACAAUGAAGAGAAAUCCAUGAAAUCAUGUAAGUACAGUUUUUGAAAAACUUAAAUAGACUGACAUCAUAAAUAACUCAUUUAGUAUACUGAAAAAAAUAUGGAACCACAUUUUUUCCAAUGUUUUUCUUGCUUUUUUUAC